GGCCUGUCUGCGUCCCAUGGACCUGCAUCCCUGCCGUCGUCUUCUUCGUAUGGAAGUUUGCCAAGCCGAUGCUCCCUGCGGACUGGGCUGCGGCCAUCGAGAGACAGGCGGCCAAGCUCUGGGCGCUCCUGGCACCCUACAUGGAGAAGGUUCCUUUUCUGGGGAAGAAGAAGAGCUCGAAGGCAAAUGGCUCGAAUGGCUCGACGGAGCCGGUGCGAUCAGGGGAGGUGGGUCACCUGGCAUCUGCGGAGCAGCUCCAGGCGCUGCUGCAGCGCUCGAAGGAGGAGUCCUUCGGCGUCGUCCUGGACUUCACUGCAUCCUGGUGCAAGCCCUGUCAGGCAAUCAAGCCCAAAUUCCAGGCCCUGGCGGCCAGCUACCCGCGCCAUGUGUUCUUGGAGGUCAAUGCUGAUGAGCUUGAAGACGUCGUAACCCGCUGCGCAGUGAUGGGCCUUCCCACCUUCCAAGUCUACGUGGCAGGCGAGCAGGCUGGAUCCAUCACAGGGGCCGACGAAGCGAAGCUGACGACGCUCAUCAGCAGUGCACUGGGCACACCUUCGACAGACGCCAAGAAAGCGCAGUGA
Messenger RNA from Symbiodinium necroappetens, 581 nucleotides. The record is from the annotation of a GenBank genome assembly. NCBI's taxonomy places the organism in Eukaryota, Dinophyceae, Suessiales, Symbiodiniaceae.